GCAUCCCUGAAUUCAUUAAAAAAGUAUUCGGCUUUAUUAAAGUUCUUUUAUUGUACAAAAGUAAGCAGCCAGAAACCUUUUUUAAUUAGCAACUUCUCUAAAAUUAGUAAAUAAACAGAUUCCAAACUAGAUAUUGCUGAUACUGUGCUUAUCUCAGUAAAGCUUGUUACAAAAUUUCAUGUUCUAGAUUACAAGCAAUAGAGACAAUUAAAAGAUUAAAUUGAAUCCAAUUGUUGACUUAUUGGGAAAUAAAUGGGUAACCCUGACCUUCCUACAGUCCUGGUUACAGGGUUUGGUUUAUUUAGAGAUCAUUCUGAAAAUUCAAGCUGGAUUACUGCUAAGCAACUUCUUAAUAUUGACCACAAAAAUUACAAUUUAGUUAUUCGGGAAUUACCUGUUAUAUACGAUGUUGUUUUAGAUAGUGUUCCUAAGCUAUGGGAGGAACUAAAACCAAAGCUAGUUGUGCAUUGUGGAAUGUCUGAAUUAGCAACAUGCAUAGCAAUUGAAAAGCAGGCCUGUAAUACAGAUUAUUUUGGUUGUGAUGUUAAAGGGCAGCUUCCCCCAAAUAAUUGUUGCUGUUCUGUUGGACAAAAUGUGUUACAUACUGCUAUAGAUGUGGAUAAAGUGUUGGAAGAUCUAAAGCAACAUGAUGUUUGUGUGAAAACUGAAUCUUCUGAUAAUGCAGGAAGGUAUCUAUGUGAGUUCAUAUAUUAUACCUCUUUGAAAAUAAAUAGAAACACUGCAUUUGUUCACCUGCCACCUGUAAAUCAACCUUAUACUGCUCAGCAAAUGGCUCAAACAUUAUCCUUGAUUAUAUCUUCAAUGUUAAAACAGAUAACUCAUUCAUAACGUUGGUACUUUAAGUGUGGGGGUGGUAUUGUAACAUUUUAUUCGUUUUUACACAAGAUACCAAAUUAGAAUUUUUUUUAGUCACAUUGUCAGUUUUAAUUUAUAUGGAUUGCUUCUUACAAGAACUUAUGAAACUUGAUAAUGUAUUGUUAAUUUAUAAGACUUUUGUAUACUUGUAUUUAUUAAAUAUUGAAUUUGAAAAUAAAGGAAUUUUAAUCUUU
Messenger RNA from Parasteatoda tepidariorum (common house spider), 1070 nucleotides. Its product is annotated as pyroglutamyl-peptidase 1. Gene Ontology annotation, molecular function: pyroglutamyl-peptidase activity. Lineage: Eukaryota; Metazoa; Arthropoda; Arachnida; Araneae; Theridiidae. Gene Ontology annotation, biological process: proteolysis. Gene Ontology annotation, cellular component: cytosol. The record is from RefSeq and is a predicted model, not a curated record.